ACGGUGGAGAGAAUCAAAAUGAGUGGUUUUCCUACCAAACCACAGUCUUUUUAGUUCAGGACAAGAAUGUCUACUGAGCUAUAAAAAUCGUGCAGAGGUUUUUCCAGUCACAAGCAGCACACACACACAAUUAUAAAUAUACAAAUGCACAAACAAAAUUAUUGUGAUAAAAUGGUUGUUGUGCAAAGCUAUAAAAUGUGAGUUUUUAAAGGAGAUUUUUUUCACAAGCACUUUUAAAAACAUGUUUGCUUGUGCCAGUUGCCCUGGUAAGAACGUUUAGCUUGAGUUACAUUCUUUCCCUGCACCACAGUAUAAGCACAGGCUGAUUUAGAGAGAAAAACAAGAAAGACUUUUUAUCUGCAGAUUUCUGUUUUCAUCAUAUCACUGUCGCAGAAAAAACACAAAAACAUGCAACCUAAAAACAACUUAAGUCAACAUAAAAACCAGACAAGCAGCUGAGGAUGUGGUGGUGCGCUUGUUUGGUUGUUUAUAAAUGCUCAUUCAAGUUUAAAUGUCUAGUCAUCAUACCACAUCAGUACGCAUUAUUCUUCCUCUUCACUCAAAUUUAGGCCUACUCUUCUUUCACUGCCUCCCGAAUCCCUCGUUUAAUCCGCCUCCCGUCUCUAACACGCCCUUAAACUCGCCCCUCUCCUCUGUUUCCUCACUAACUGGUUCUCUGUGCUUCUUUGAGCAGAAGGAUGUGGGGGGGUUUAUGUGUGUGGCAUUUGGGGCUUCUGUUUUGGGGGUUAGGAUGGGUGCAUGGACAAAGCCAGACCAACUUCACAAGGCCCAUAUUCCUUUGUGGUGGUCAUUUGGUAACGGACUCGGGAUUUGUGGCUAAUGAGGGUUUCCCCUCUCAUUACAAACCAAACUCCAAAUGCACCUGGUACAUUACAGUCCCGGAAGGUCAUGUUGUGAUGCUCCAGUUCAGGAUCUUUGAUCUAGAGGCAGAUCCCACCUGUCGCUAUGACUAUGUGGAUGUCUAUAAUGGGCACUCAUACACAGUGCAGAAACUGGGCCGGUUCUGUGGAACAUUCAGACCCGGUGCCCUCAUCUCCACCUCAAACACCAUGAUGGUGGAGAUGGCGUCUGAUGCCAGCACAGGAGGAAGAGGAUUUCUGGCUUAUUUUAGUGGAGGGAAACCACAUGUUGACGAGAAUCAGUUCUGUGGUGGCAGGCUGACUAAGGCCCAAGGUUCAGUGAAGACACCAAACUGGCCGGAAUCAGAUUACCCAGCAGGCAUCAGCUGCUCUUGGCACAUAUCUGUGGACACCAACUUGGUUAUUGAGGUCAAGUUUGAGAAACUGGACUUGGAAUCAGACAUCUACUGCCGUUAUGACUACGUGGUCCUGUUCAAUGGGGGAGAGACCGACGAUUCUCGCCGGAUUGGCAAAUUCUGCGGAGACUCUGUUCCAGAUGUGGUUGUGACCAAUGGAAAUGAGCUGCUGGUGCACUUUGUAUCAGACCUGAGUGUCACUGCCGCAGGUUUUAUGGCUCACUACAACAGUAUUCCCCGUGGAUCCCGAACACCCACUUCUGGCCUGGACACAGUGCUCCGCCCAAGAACUGACACUUCAACCACUAAAUCCACUACUCCACCAGCAAAACCAAAGCGCAAAAGUAAACCUACUGUUAGGCCUAAGCCAACACCAAAAGCCCCAUCAGGGCAACGCAAGCCCACGCCACCCAGGCCAACCCCUAAGCCUAGAUCAAAACCCACACCCAAACCCAAAGUUCGGCCCACUCCUCCUGCAAAAACCAAGUCUACCACAAGAACUGCUACUAGAGUCAACCGAAAACCUGCUGUAAAAGUGACAACAAAACCUAAACCUGACAGUAAACAUCAAGCGAAGGCAACGAAUUCACCAAGUGCAACGACAAAACCAAAAGUAAAGCCUGUCCCUGGUGCCAAAGCAACCGCAAAGCCAAAGACAAAUCCCAACACAAAACCUGGGAACAAAACAACAAAUGCAGCUUCAGUUAGGAACCUGCUGUGUUCACUACCAUGCAGGCGAAUAGGCACUCUGGUGACCCGUUUCUGCCCAAGUCAUUUUGUGUUGACUGGUAAAGUGAUAUCACUGACCCCGGGACCUCAAGGCAGUGCUGAAGUUGAAGUGUCUGUCAUCAAGAUAUAUAGGCCAGGUAGACUUAACAUCAAAAAGAGAGGUCCCACCACAUCUGUCACACUGACUUCUACAUGCAUGAAGUGUCCAGCACUGCGUAAAGGAGUGAAUUACGUGCUGAUGGGUCAGGUGAAUAAUGAAGUCCUUGGCACUCUGACCCCCUCCAGCUUUGCCCUUGAGCACAAGCCAGUACAUGACAAAGCCCUGGACGCUCUCGCAAAGAAAUCAUGUUAAAAACCACCUUGACCAAUCAAAAUUUGGGAAAAAUGUAAGAAAUAUGCAUAGAAAUGUCAUAAACUAAAUCCAUAAUUAUUAUUUUGCAUCUCUUAUGGAGAUUUGUGGAAGAAAAUCAGGUAAACAAAUUUCCUAUUUAGCACAUCAAUCUGGUGUCUGUUUAUUCUCUAAUACGAAGAUAUAAGGCACUAUGUACAAUGUACAACACAAUGUAUUCUUUUUAAAUUAAAGCACUUCGUUAAUUGAAGGAUAAAUUAAACAUCUAUGUGCCUAAAGUAAAUCAUUACAUUUCUGUUUAAUUUUACAGAAAGUAAUUUCUCAGUAAUUCUAUUCUAUAUCUUAAAUGUCUGAAUAAAACCAUUAU
This is a messenger RNA of Triplophysa rosa, 2721 nucleotides long. RefSeq names its product procollagen C-endopeptidase enhancer b (gene pcolceb). The record is from RefSeq and is a predicted model, not a curated record. The coding region runs from base 699 to 2357 and encodes 552 amino acids. The transcript is spliced from 9 exons. Gene Ontology annotation, molecular function: protein binding. Lineage: Eukaryota; Metazoa; Chordata; Actinopteri; Cypriniformes; Nemacheilidae.